This is a messenger RNA of Alosa sapidissima (American shad), 1440 nucleotides long. RefSeq lists its product as uncharacterized. Bases 325 to 1035 code for a protein of 236 amino acids. Lineage: Eukaryota; Metazoa; Chordata; Actinopteri; Clupeiformes; Clupeidae. The transcript has 13 exons. The record is from RefSeq and is a predicted model, not a curated record.
ACACUGCUGAGCUGAGUGGAACUCACACAACACACACACUAAAACACUGCUGCUAUAGGACACACACACACACACACCUGCUGGUGCUCAGACAGGCCAGGUGACUGAGAGCGGAGCGGGUUUAACGGAACCGGAGAGAACGUGGGCUGUGGCGGAACACAGGAGCAGAGCAUGGUGGAACCCUGAGUUCUCUAGCAUCGGCCGUGUGUGAGAGAGAACGCUGUGUGUGAGAGAGAGAGAGGAAGAAAGGUGUGUGUGUGUGUGAGAGAGGACAACUUCUGACCAAGAAGUGUGCGUCUGUCUGGACUUCACAAGCAUACAGGUAUGGAGGUGCUGGGCCUAUUGGUGGGCGGAACUACUGUGCUCCUGUCCAUCAUUCUGCUGACCAGCCUCUGUUUGAACUGCAUGAGAUCUUCCUCCUCCCACAGCAUCAUCACUGAAAACCAUGACAACGAUGACUACACACAGCCGAGUGGCAGUUUCAUGGUGACAAGAUCAGGGACAGAAGCAUAUCCGACUCGUGACAACUUUCACACCCUGAGUCCACGGCUCAAUCCAGCCCCGUAUGUCUCUCAGUCUCCUUCGCCAGUGACCAGGCCUAUUUGUAGUACAAACACAGACGAUGAUCAGUCAUCUGCUGAUGAGUAUGUGAAUACGGAGGAUGAGGAUGACCGAGCAUACAUUCAUGUGCUACCAUCUGAGGCGGGGCCUAAUGCAUCGGCCAAUCAGUCCAAACUGAGCCUCUGCCCCUCACACAGCUCUCAAGGUCAGGAUUCAAAUGAGUAUAUAAAUGUGGAUCCCCAGCAUACCAAAGACAACCCAACCCAUGAGGGCCUUAAUGAUGAGAGUGACAGAAACAGUGAGGAGGACUAUCAGAAUGUGUCACCAGUGCAGGUUAGGUGCAUCUCCACUGAAUUUCAGCAUAACAUGUCGGGAACAGAUUCCGAGCCUGAGCCACAGACCUUUCUGAUUGGCUCGCAGGCCUCUCUGGACAGUGAUGAUGAUUUGGACAGUGGAGCAUAUGUCAACGUAUAGAUUGGUCAGCUGAUCACUGUGCUGCACUGAGACACAAGCUCCGGUUCCCGCUCACGCCGACGACCUCAUCCUCACCCCAUCAAAGCCCCAUCCAGGCCGGUUCUGGGUUCCACAGGCCGGUUGUGUGUUCCACAGGCCAGUUCUGGGUUCCAAAGGCCAGUUCUGUGUUCCACAGCCAGUGCUCUAAGGCCUGUCUCGUUUCUGUGAAUCUUCUGCUGACGACUCCUGAGAAUGUUUUCUGUUUGACUUCUAGCCUUCAUAUUUAAUUGGCUAUUUUUUUUCUAGUUUUGAUAUUAAUAUUUGAGUCAAGCUUUUGUUAACUGUAACUAAGAAGGGUAGAUGUUUACCUUCCUCUCAAAUGUGUAAAAACCUGAUUAUUAAAGAAAGGGUGAAUCCUAAACCAUC